This is a messenger RNA of Caenorhabditis angaria, 11302 nucleotides long. The record is from the annotation of a GenBank genome assembly. NCBI's taxonomy places the organism in Eukaryota, Metazoa, Nematoda, Chromadorea, Rhabditida, Rhabditidae.
AUGGGUGUGUUAAGUCUGAAUGUAGUGUCGAGUGAGAAGGGCAUCAAGAAGACGAUGCAAUUCGAACCGACGACGCUAGUUUUUGACGCCGCCAAAUUGAUUAGGGACAAAUUCGCCAUGCAUGACACUAAUUGUGAGUUUUUUUCUGGGGAUGAGAUUGAAUUUGGAACAUUUUUUGGAAUUUUAAAAAAUAAGCUUCUCUGCUUUGAUUGAUUUUAUAGAAUCCAAUUCUUUCUAGAUCGUACCUUGUUUUGAAUUUUGAGAAAAAUCUGAACUAAACUAAGGUUUCCCAAUUAUGAAAUCAAAUUUGAACAUUUUUUUGGAAUUUCAAUUUUUUUUUUGGAAGUUUUGAAACUAAGUUCUAUAUUCAGGUCAUAGUAAGUUUUGAAUUUUGAAAAAAUCUGAACUACACUCAGGUUCCAAAAUUAUGAAAUCAAAUUUGAACUAUUUUUUUUGGAAUUUCAAAAAAAGCUUCUCUGCUUUAAUUGAUUUUAUAGAAAUUUUUUCGAGGUUUUGAAUUUUUUAAAUUCUGAACUACAGUCAGGUUCCAGAAUUAUGAAAAUCUGGGAUUUUUUAUGAACAAUUUCUGAAUUUCAGGUCUCACAACCUUUUUUGAAAUAAAAUUGUUUUUUCCACGUGGAAAAACCACCUGAAAUUCAUUUUCAAGAUUUUUGCAAUGAGCUUUGAGCUCCUAAAUUUAAUUUCAGGUUUUUUUUGAGAUAUUUUUAGCCUAGAAAAUUUCAGAGACAAUAAAAAUAGCAAAGCUGUUCCGAUUUCAAUUCAAAAAUUUUCCGAAUUUUUUUUCAGAAUGUAUAGACUUUUUAAAAUCGGAACAAGAAUCUUAAAUUUUGAAAAAUCUGAAUUUUCAAAUUCCAAACUUAUGAAAAUCUGUCGGCACCAAAUUUCAGAACUUUUCUGUGAACCAAGAUUAAAGGUUUUCAGAAUCCUUUUUGAGGUCCCAGAAAUUUUCUGAAAAUUUCACUCCAACUUUUUUGUUGCAGCCAAUGAAUACGGUCUUUUCCGUAUCGAAGACGAUCCAUCAAAAUGUGUUUGGAUGGAAAAUGGUCGAACUCUCGAAUAUUAUCUCGUUCGCAAUCAAGACAGAAUCGAAUACAAGAAAAAGAUACGAUACUUGAAAAUCCGAAUGUUGGAUGGUGCCAUCAAAACAGUUUCCGUCGACGAAUCGAUGCCCGUUUCACAAUUGAUGCUUCCAAUUUGCAAUAAGAUCGGAAUAUCGAAUCACGAUGAAUAUAGUCUGGUUAGAGACGAUGUUUUGUUGGCUGGUAGUAAUAAUAAUUCGACGUGGAAUCUGAAAGAGGAACGUGGACGGAGUGUUGAACGAAGCGGAAUGAUGGGUACAUUAGGCCGAAAGAAGGAGCAAAAAAUGGAAGAGUUGCGCAAAAAAUUGCAUACCGAUGAGGAACUUCCAUGGUUAGAUCAUUCGAAAACAUUGAGAGAGCAAAAUAUAAGUGAGGAGGAGACUUUGUUGCUUCGCCGCAAAUUCUUCUUUUCUGAUACAAAUGUUGAUAGUAGAGAUCCAGUUCAACUCAAUUUAUUGUAUGUUCAAUGUAGGGAUGGAAUUCUAAGAGUAAGUUCAGAUUUUUUUUGCUAGAAAACGAUUCAGUUCCGAAUUUUUCUAGGGACUUCACCCGGUUCAAAAAGAAACCGCAUUCCACCUGGCUGCUCUUCAAGCACACAUCGAAUAUGGUGACUUCCCAUACGAUAAGCCAAAGUUCCACAUUGAUGGACGCGAUGUUUUACCGAAAGAAUAUGGAAAAGUGAAGGAGAAUGAGAAGAAGGUUGUUCAAUUAUACAAAGAAUUGAGUGGAACCCCGGAACUUGAUGCCAAAAGCAAAUAUGUUCAUUUGUGUAGAGAAUUGAAAACUUAUGGUGUCACUUUCUUUGUUGUUAAGGGUGAGUUACUGUAGAUCAUAUAUAGAUCAGGGCUGAUCGGAAUCGGAAUUCCGACCCCGAAACUCGGAAGGUGUGAUAUCCUUCCGAACCUUCCGACAAGGGCCAUACCGAUCAGGCCUGAUCAGGCCUGAUAUGUGGGAAAAAAAUAAUUUUUUUUUAGAAAAAAUGGCUGGAAAGAACAAAUUGGUUCCUCGAUUGCUUGGAGUUAACAAAGAAAGUGUGAUGAGAGUCGACGAAAAAACCAAACAAAUUUUGAAGGAAUGGCCCUUGGAACAAGUUCGUCGAUGGGCUUCCUCUGGAAAAACCUUCAAUCUUGAUUUCGGUGAUUAUCAAGAUGGAUAUUAUUCAGUGCAAACAUCGGAUGGAGAGAAAAUCGGACAACUCAUCGGUGGAUACAUUGAUAUAAUUUUGAAGAAGAAACGAACUCGUGAUCAUCAAGGAAUUGAAGGAGAUGAAGGUUCGACGAUGUUGGAAGAUAUGGUUGCACCGGCUAAAGCAACCCUGGUUGCGCAUGGUCAAAUCGGAUCGAAUGGACAAAAUGUUACCGAUGGAAGUGUGGCGGUUAAAGGAGUGUUGCGUACACCGCAAGGUGGAUAUGGUUACGGUAUUAAUGGUGCGCAAUAUGGUGCGGUUAGUGGAGAAGUCACUUCGCAAACAUUGGCUAAGGUGAGUUAUUGGAAAAUAUAGUGAAACGUAUUAAAUUGGGGUUUGCAGAUCAGAGUUUGAGAAGGUAAUAGCUUUUCAUAAGUUUCACAUCAGUUUAUUUUAGUGUUUUCAUUUUUCAAGAGUCUUAAAAAUUUUUUAUUCAAAAUCUUUCAGGCUCAAAGAUUGCGAAUUCGUGAUAUGUACGAACAUCCACAAAGAGCGUUGAUCGGAACAAUUGAAGCCACAAUUCGCGCUGUAGAUGAAGCUGAGACCGAACUCUAUGCUGAACCACAAAUCGAUAUUCCUAGAUUCAACGAUGAUCAAUCAACAAAUCGAUGGAUUGACGAACAGAUGGCUGUUAAUAAGGAAAAUGUCAACGAAAGAUUGGCUGCAAUGGGCGCUGCAACAGCUCAAGUUGUUCAAUGGACAGCUGUGCAAGAAGAAUAUGAUGAUCGCGUCGGUACAGCCAUCGCAACCAUCGGUUCGAAUCUUCCCGAUGUCAGUCGAAAUGUUCGAGAUUUGUCCGCGCUUAUGACACGCGACGAGCGGGGAGAUCUCGUCGAAGCGACUCGUCUCCUUUGCGGUGCUUUUGGUGACUUCUUGACAGCCGUCAAUCCAGAACAAAACGAAAAACGAACUGUUGUGUUCACCGCGGCUGGUCGUGUUGGAGAAUUCUCGCAACAAGUUAUCAAUUCGAUGGAUCAACAGACUGAAAGUCAGCGAAUCUUUGAUGAUCAUUUGGUGCAAAAGGCUAAAAAUGUUGCAUCAUCAACUGCUCAACUCGUUCUAUGGUAAGUCUUUGGGAAGGAUGGAUUAUAAUGAAAUAUAUACACCCCUCGCCGGAAAUUCCCUAGAUCAAAUGUCAUUUUUCUCACAACCAAGCCGCCAAAAAAUGUUUAUUUUUUGCUCGUUCGUUCGUGUAUACAUUUUCCUCCAAGACAUGUGCAUCUGCCAGCAACUUGUCUCUUCUUUUGAUUGGCCCCCGUUUGCCGAAAAGAUUUUGUUUAUGUCCAUGUGUCUCGACGAAUUCAUUCACCCAAUCAGCCACCAUACACGCAAACCACUUAAGACUUCUUCUUCUUGCAAACAAUUAGAGCCGAGAGGGCCAACUUCAGAAAAAAAAUGCAUUUCUUGUUGUUGUUCAAGAGGGCCCCCUUUCUCGUCAAUCUUUUUUGUUAUACUGGCGCCAAAUCCACCACCAUCUGCCUGCCUCUUCCCCCCAGAGACUCAUCUAUAAUAUAACCCUCCCCCGGCCCCCUGUCUCUCCCAAAGAGAGAAUGAUGGAUGUGUGUGUAUGUAUGUAAAUCGGAGAAAAAAGUCCCUAGAGGGCACACACACAACACGCAUAGACACAUCUGUCAGACCACGCCCCCUUUUUGGUUAGUGACUGAGCGAAAAGAGUAGUCGUUUUUGCCCGCUAUAGUAGUAGUUGUUGUGUCCUUCCUUCGCCUCUAUUUUUCGCCCCUUUUUUAUUCAAAGAAGAAGAAGAAAGACGACGACAAUGUCAAUGGUGAGCUGCAUUUUUUAUUCUUUUUUCCGUGUGUGUGUGUCACUUGGAGUUCAGAGGUUGUUAGGUGACUGCACUUAUUUAUAAUUGAUUCUUUCUCUUCGUAGCUCUCCAGAAUCCAAACAACUAUAGUUUGCGCAAACAACUGCGAUAGAUCACUUUUCCCUGAAACCUAUAUGUACAUAUAAAUUAUUUUCCUCCUUGUCGGCGUAAAAAAUUCGAUUCACGAAGAUUCGAAACCAGUUCCGACCGCACCCCUCGAUUUUCCUCCCUGUCGUUUUUUUCUUCUUCCGCGCGCGCGCUUUUCCUUAUCUUCACUAGGCUUCUGCGCAUUAUCACCGCCUUACGUAAUACGUUUUUCCUCCACUACGAUUAUUAUGCGACAAAAACGGCGAGCCACCAAUAAUUCACCAACAAUUGUUCGAAAUGUACAAAUUUUCCGCUAUUAUAAUUCGGUUGUGAAAGCGCCGCCAAUGAGUCGAAAAGGCUCGUUGUAUAAUUUGUCGCGUAGUACUAGUACAGGAUCGUCAAGUAGUUUCGGGUAAGCCCUCAUUCAAAAACAAAAACAAUUUCCGAAAAUAGUAAAGGUCUCUCCCUCUACCUAUAAAUUACCGGAUCUGCACUCACUCAGUCGGCGCCGCAAUUAUAUUCACCUGAAUAAACUUGUUGAAACACCGCAGAACUCAUUCAACCAUAGAACCUUUCUCCAACCAACCCAAUUAUUAUUUUUUCGCACAACUUCGUACUAAUGUUUGCUGCUUUUUCAGCGCCAAAACCAUCUCGGCAGAAUGCGAAGAGUCAGAGGUUCAAGAGAAGGUGAUUCAUUCGGCCACAAAAUGCGCGUUCGCAACAUCUCAACUUGUUGCUUGUGCACGAGUCGUCGCACCAACUAUCGAAAAUUCGGCGUGUCAACAGCAAUUGACGACUGCGGUGACCGAAGUUUCGCAAAGUGUCAGCAAUUUGUUGCACGACUCACAAUACGCUGUUCGUCAACAAUCGAGCUUGAGUGAUAUUCAUACUGCUGCCAGACAGGUUAGUUGAUAUUCACACUGCUGCCAGACAGGUUCAAGGUCAUUCCCAAACAAAAUAUCUAAUUUUUAGGUGACCAACGCUCUUGACAGCCUUUUGGAACAUGCCAAAACCUCACCAAAGACUACAACUCGCCGUGAGGAGGAGGAAGAAUAUAAUGCGGUAUUGCGAACAACAAACCGAAUGAUUGCACAUCAAGGACCAUCGGAAGAAUUGACUCGCGAAGCGAAGAAAGUUAUUCGCCACAGUCAAGUUCUUCAAGAACAUUUCGAACAUGAAGCUCAUCAACGUCCAGAAGAUAAGGAUCGUUUGUUGGAGGCAGCUCGACGAGUCGCGACUGCAACAUCCGAUAUGAUUACAGCGACAAGAGAUUGUGAGUCUCGACCAACAGAAGCCGAGUCGGAAAGAGCUUUGAGAAGUGCAGCAGAGAGACUUGGACGAGUUACGAAUGAGACAACUCAGGAGCAACAGGAGAAACAUAUCAUGCAACGACUCGAACAAGCCGCUAAACAAACUGCUUACGAUGCGACACAAACUAUCGCCGCCUCAAACGCUUCUAAGGUUAGUUUAGUCGGGCGGCAUUUCUUUCUUGAUUGCAAAUUAUAGGAGAGAAAUAGUGUGCGAGAGAGUGGGAGAGAGAGAGAGGGGCAGAGCAGGCAGGACAGACAUAAAUAGGCAAAUCAAAUUACAGCCGCAAUCAAAGGAGCACAAACGAACUGAGACCACAGAACAGCUUUUAGUUGACGACACCCAUACUAUUUUACGAAUUCGCUAAAAAACCAAAAAAUCUUUCCGUUUUUUGAAAAUAUAUGUACUAUUGAAUUCUUGCCAUAUCUUUCAUAAAAAGUGCCUUUUGAAAAAAUUGUGUCUUUGAUUUUUCAACAACUACAAAAAAAGUAAAGUUCGUUCGGGUCGGUUGGAAAAUUGUAAGUUUGAUUGCGGUGAGAUUCUGCUCUGCCUUUUUCUCUUUUUUUCCACAAAAAAUUAACUAACCAUCUGUGAGAGUGUGAUUUUUAAAAAAUAAAUAUUAGAUUAACUUGUUUUCUUAACCCUAAUGUUUCAUAAGCUUUUCAUUAAUUAUUAUAUUUUCAGGAUGUCAUCUCAAACAAAUCCUACAGUAAUAAUUUGGUUUAUGAAUCCACUUGUACAGCCGAACAUCUUCCGAGACUUAUCACAUCGAUUAGAGAAUCACAAAAUGCUAGCACAGAUAGUGAGAAGUUCCGAGCUCAAAGCAGACUUAUUCGUGAUUCUCAUCAAGUUCUUGAAACAUCAGUCAGACUUGUUGAAACAUCUCGAACUGCAAUUCCAUCAGUCACCGAAGUACAUCUCGCUUCAAACCUAUCAGAAUCAUCAAAUCGUUUAGCAACUUCGCUAGCCGAAUUGAGAGCUGCUGUCAACGAUGCUCAACAACUCAAUUUCUCGCAACAAUUGGUUUAUAGCGAAGAAUUGAUUCGUGAAUUGGAUGAACAAUUGGUGAAUACACACCGUGCUGCGAUUGCACAUCAAUUGACACCUCCACAAUCAGCAACACCUUUGUCAACAACAUCUCAAUUGAUGUCGACUUCAAGACAUGUUGGAAGUGGAGUGGCUCAAUUGAUCUCUGCCGCCAGUUCGAAGGACGAGAAACAUGUUGGAGCGUCAGCUGUUGAACUUGCGCAAUACCUUCGUGAUUUCACCAACGCUGUCACUUCAGUGGUUUCUACAAGAUCAGAUGUUCAACUCGAGAAGUUCAUCGUCAGCGCUCGAUCAGUGGUUCAUGAAUCCGGCCGAGUAUUCGAUCGUGUUCGUGAACUUUCGCCACCAAUCGUUCUCGCUGAUACCGCCAAAAAUGUGUCGACUUCUUUGAAACAAGUCAUCGCCUGUAUCCCCGACACAGAGCACAUUGAAAAGGCGAUCUACAAGAUUCAAACAGCGUCGGGUAGCAGUGGAAAGAUCAGUGCAACUGGUCUUCGACAAGCCGCUGAUCGAUUGAUUGAUGCAACAUCGCAAAUUGUUGUGACUUUGGGAGCCGCUGAUAAUAUGAAAGCUGUCGAUGUUUUUGUUGAAGCAUAUUGUGAUUUGCACGCUUCAGUGAUCGCAAACAUCCGAAAUCAAGGAGAUCAACAGAUUCGAAACAAAUUGGUUGAACGAUUGGAAAACACUCAAAGAGAAGCAAUCAGUGUUCUGGGAACAUUGAGUCGUGCCAGCGUUCUUUCCGAUGCCACAACUUCUCAACAACUCACCACUGAAACUCGACAACUAACAUCUACAGUCAAUCGAUUGGUUGAAGAUAUUCAAGAUGGCGGAGAAACACCUUGGGAAAAAGAAUGCGAUGCGGCGUUGAGAAGAAUUCAAUCAGUUUACCACGUCACCCAACACGCCGAUGUUCCAAUCAAUAAUCACGGUUAUUUCCAAUCGCUUCAAAAUGUUUCUGAAGUUUCACAUCGUCUUGGAGAAGCUAUGACUGGAAUGGCAAGACACGCAAAAGUUAAUGAUACACAAGGAUUCUGUCAGAACGUUAGGUAAGCUAUAAAAAACCCUAGAUUGUUUGUAAUCAAUAUCAAUUUUCAGAAGUUCUGCUGAUGCUCUUUGCUCGUUGGCUGAAUCAGCUUCUCAUUCUGCAUAUCUUGUUGGUGUUUCACAUCCAGCAAGUACUCCAGGAAGAGCAGCGCUUAUUGAUUCAUCGGAAGUUUCGAGAAACGUCGAAUCUGUCACAUCAUCUUGUUCUCGAAUCGAAUCAAGAACCUUGAAUCGUGACGAGUUGCUCAAUGAAACCACGUCAGUCGCAAGAAGCACAGCAAAUCUCGCUCAAAUGUGUCGAAAUGCUUCGGAACAAACAUCGAAUGUGAACGUGAAGAAACAUAUGGUGAAUAGUGCUUUGGAAUUGGCAUCGAAGACGGCGAAUUUGGUGAACUCGGUCAAGACUUUGGAUUCGCAACGAACACAAGAAGCCGGAAAUCAUUGCAAUAAUUGUUGUGUUGAAUUGCGACAUGUUGUUCAACAACUUUUACAAUUCGCCGAUAAUCCAGAUUUCGGAGCUAUCCAGGCUAACAUUUCGAACGAAGGUCGACACUCACAACAACCAAUUCUUCAUUCGAGUCGACAAAUGUUGGAUUCAUCAGCUGAAAUGAUCAAGACAGCCAAACAACUUGCAACAUCUCCACAAGAAGCUGCAACUUGGCAAAGACUCGCUGAUAACAGUAUUCUUGUGUCGGAAUCUAUUAAAAGAUUGGUCGCUUCGAUUCACGAAGCUGCACCAGGACAAAUUGAGUUGGAUCGAGCUAUUGCUAGACUUCAGGGAUUAUCUGGAUAUGUUGAGAGAAGUGCUAUGGAUGCAUAUGCAAAUGCCAGUGAUUCACAACACAAUUCCAGCGCCGAAAAACAAUUGUUGCAACAAGUUCAACACAUCACCCAUUCUUUGGAAGAUAAGGUUGAUGAGUUGAGAAGUGCUGCAGUUGCUCAUGGCGAAAGACUUCCACAUAUUGUUGAACUUCACGUUCAGUUAACCGAAGAUAUGGCGAAUGCAGCUUGUGCGGCUGCGAGUUUGGCAGUUGAUAGUAAUCAACAAACUGAGUUGUUCGAUAAGUGUCGAACUGUUGUUGAAGCCGAAUUGCAAAUGAUGAUCGCUUGUCAAGAAUCGGGAGGAAAUCCGAACGCUCAACACGCUCAUCAUCUCGUCGAUGAUUGUGCCGCACAAUUGAAACAUGCUAUUGGAGAUAUGCGAGCAACCAUUGCUAGAGUGUCGAGUGAACAAGGAGCUGUGCAAGGAAUGGUUGAUACAAUUUCGAGUUCGAUUGUUCACACUGACACUGCUUCUGGACCUGGAUCAACGACUGGAUCAUUUGCUGAUUCGCAAACAAGAAUGACUGGAAAUCUCGAAGAGAUCCGAAGAACAGCACAACAUAUGCAACGAUGUGAUGCGAAUUCACUUGGACCAGCCUCGUUGAACUUGAGUGAAAAAUAUCGAUUGGUUGCUGCUGAUGUUCGAGGAGCUGUUGGAAUGUUGCCAGAAGCUGAUAUUGGACAAAAAGUUGAAAGUCGCUGUUCAGAAAUUGGGAACAAGUUGCAUUGAAACUGUCAAGACUGCUGGACAACGAAGAGCACAUCCAGAUGACGAACGAAUUCAUCGAGAAUUAUCAUCACAAACUGUGACAGUUGUUGAGCGAGUUGAUCAAGUUUUGGCGGCUUUGCAUGAAGCAUCGAGGGGAACUCAAGCUUGUAUCAAUGCUGCGAACACAGUCAGUGGAAUUAUCGGUGAUUUGGACACAACUAUAAUGUUCGCCACAAGUGGCUCGUUGAACACUGCUGAUGAUCAACAAAAAUUCCCAGCUCAUCGUGAAGCGAUUUUGAAAACCGCCAAAGCUUUGGUCGAAGACACAAAAGCACUUGUAGCCGGAGCUGCAUCGAAUCAAGAACAAUUAGCAGUUGCUGCACAAAAUGCCGUGAGAACAAUUGUCAAUUUAUCAGAUGCUGUUAAAAAUGGAGCUGUUAGUUUGAGCAGUGAUAAUUCGGAAGCGCAAGUUCUGGUGAUUCACGCAGUUCGAGAUGUUGCUGCCGCACUUUCGUCGUUGAUUCAAGCGACAAAGAAUGCAUCUGGAAGAUCACUUCAACAUCCAGCAAUGGGACAAUUGAAAGAUGCUGCCAAAGUUAUGGUUACAAAUGUGACAUGUUUGUUGAAAACUGUCAAAAGUGUUGAGGAUCGUCAACAUCAAGGAACUCGUGCUUUGGAAGCCGCUGUUGAUGCUGUCACAUUCGAGAUAAGACAAUAUGAAGCUGAUUCAUCCGAUCCAUCAGCAUCCCAUAUUUCAUCCGAACUUCGAGCUGAACAUCUUCAAUCAGCAGCUGAUAAUAUUUCACAAAUAACUCGCCGAGUUGCUUCAAAUGCAACCGCUGACAAUAUUCAAACACAAGACGAAGUGAUAGCUGUUGCAAAUAUGUCGCGAACUGCUGUUCGAACAUUGUUAGCUGUUGUUCGCAAUGUUUCAAACGAAACUGAUUCUGCUGAUCAACGCUAUCAAGUUCUCGACGGUGGUCGUGACGUGGCAAACAAUAUCAAAAAUUUGCUUGUAACACUUCACACUCAAAUGACAAGAAACAUCGGACACGAUGAAUCCAAGAGUUUACUUUUGGAAGCAUCUCGAGGUGUCAGCCGCGCAUUGUCAAGUCUUAUUGGAGUUUGCUCGGAAGUUAGCUCAACUGGUGGUCAUACAAUCAAUGAGAACAACACAGCUGCUGCACAUGCUGAAAAUGAAUUAUUGGGUGCAGCCAGUUCAAUUGAAGCUGCCAGUUUACGUCUUGCCGAACUUCGACCGCGUCAAUCUAUUGUUCAUAAUGUAAGUUUUUCCUCUGAAAAUAUAAAAUAUUCACUACUCUAUCUAUAUUAUUCCACACAUCGGCUAGUGUCUGAUAUGUCUGGUAUUCUUGGGUUCAUUUUUUGAUAUGUGAACCAGCAUAUUAGACAUAUCGGAUAUUGGUUACUCGAUGUAAUUUUUAAAAAACAAGGUUUGUCAGAUGUUCUAAUUUUCAGUUCUAAAUAUUCUGAUAUUUUUUCAAUACUGAUGUUUUCAGGAACAAGAACAACCAGAAGAGAUCGAAUUCGAUGGUCAAAUUCUAACAGCCGCAAAAUCAAUCACAUCAGCAGUACAAACAUUGGUUCGAGCCGCUUCAAAUGCACAACGUGAACUGAUUGCACAAGGAAGACUCGACACUUCUCGAUCUUCCGGUCCCGAUUAUCAAUGGUCAGAAGGUUUGGUGAGUGCAGCUCGAUUUGUGGUCGCUGCAGUUCAUCAACUUUGCGAAGCUGCUAAUGGAUUAGUUCAAGGACAAGCGAGUGAGGAGAAAUUGAUUUCGGCUGCGAAACAAGUCGCCUCAUCGACUGCGCAUUUAUUGGUUGCGUGUAAUGUGAAAGCUGAUAUGGAUAGUCAAGCGAAGAAGCGGUUACAAAUUGCUGGACAUGCUGUUAAGGUAGAUACAUCAUCACAAAAGGGAUUAGGGGAUCAAUAAAUGUAUGAUUUUCAGACUGCAACUGAAAGCCUUGUUCAAUCAGCUCGUCAAAUCGUCUCUCGCGAUGAUCGUAACAUUGUGAUCUCGGAGAGACUUGUCAGCGGAAUUGCACAAGUUAUGGAUGCACAAGAAGAAGUGUUGAGAAAAGAGAAGGAACUCGGCGAAGCUCGUCAUAAAUUGGCUCAUUUGAACAAGGCCAGAUAUGAGAGAAGCGGCGAGGAAUAA